AUGCGCGUUGUGAUGGACGAAGCCUUCGGGAGAGCCAGAUCGUAUUAUAAGGACUUGCUGGGCCAUGUCAUCGAGGACAUCCCUACCAACAACAGUGGCGGAAGUGACGGCGAGCGUUACGCUUUCGACCCUAGGGGUGCUCCGGCUGUAUUAUACAGCGGGAUGUACGCCGACAACGCCGAUUACACAGAAAAGGAAAAGGCUGUUAAUCUUGCCAGAAUGCUUACAGACACUGUGGCCGUUAAUUACCUCUGGGGCACUGAAAAGGUCUAUAUUGCAAAGCUAACCGUGCCAGUUGGAGAUACUAAUCCAUGUGAUGCUUACCACUCAUUCGAGGACCUUUGGGUUAGUAUAUCUUAUUAUAACUAAUCCUCGCCUGAUGGUUAUCUGAUAUCUUUCUCAAGCUAAAUGUUAGUUGUUUAUAUCCGGUAUCGAACUACGGAUUCUUAUUAU
Molecule: messenger RNA, 453 nt
Organism: Aspergillus versicolor CBS 583.65
Lineage: Eukaryota; Fungi; Ascomycota; Eurotiomycetes; Eurotiales; Aspergillaceae
Exons: 1
Coding region: 1-369 (122 amino acids)
Source: RefSeq, a predicted model, not a curated record